This is a messenger RNA of Salpingoeca rosetta, 2334 nucleotides long. RefSeq lists its product as uncharacterized. Lineage: Eukaryota; Choanoflagellata; Craspedida; Salpingoecidae. Gene Ontology annotation, biological process: superoxide anion generation. The record is from RefSeq and is a predicted model, not a curated record. The coding region runs from base 1 to 2334 and encodes 777 amino acids. The transcript has 17 exons. Gene Ontology annotation, molecular function: protein binding; phosphatidylinositol binding; superoxide-generating NADPH oxidase activator activity.
AUGCGGACGGUGGUUGGUGUUGAGUUGGUCGACGUGCAGCGGCGUCGCACGCCUUCAAAGCACUAUGUGUAUGUCAUCCAGGUGUCAUGGAGCGAUGGUUCCCAGGUCACAAUCUACCGCCGAUACAGCCAGUUCUUCGAGAUGCACACAACCCUGCUGGACAAGUUCCCGGUGGAGGCGGGCACAGACCCGGCUGGACCACCGCGCAUUCUCCCCUUCCUUCCCGGCAAGAAGCUGUUUGGGCGCAGUCAUACGCACAAGGUGGCUGUGAGCCGCGCGAGAACCCUUGCAGAGUACCUCAAGGCCUUGAUCAAGCUGCCCUCCAAGAUCACCACCAGCAGCUGGGUGCUGGAGUUCUUUGAUGCCGCGUCCACGGACAUCAAGCCGCCAUCACAAGGCGAACGCGAGCGGAAACCGCCGUCGCUGCUCAAGCGCAUGAUCUCCACAGACACUAAGGACAUGAUGUCACUCGAGCAGUACCGCGCGGUUGCGGACUACAGGAAACAGGACAAGAACGAGCUCACCUUUGCCUGCGGCGAUGUGUUUGACGUCGUCGAGAAGAACGACAACGGGUGGUGGUUUGUCACCAAGGACGCAGACACGCAGGGCUGGGUCCCCGCCACGUUCCUGGAGCCGCUCGAGAAUCCAGAGAAUGAGGAGCAGCACGGCGCAGCCGUCCCAGCGAAAGAUGAGAAGUACAUCUCGACACAGGCGUUCCGGGCGGAGAACGAGGACGAGAUUGGAUACGACAAGGGCGCUGUCGUCACUGUGCUUGAGAAGAAACUCGACGGAUGGUGGAAGGUGUCGUAUCAAGGCAAUGUUGGCUGGACCCCCGGCUCCUACCUCCGCCGCCUCGAGGUGCAGGAGUAUGUGCCCACGGGUCUGCUUGAAGACGGCGACACGGCAUCCCACAACGAAGUCGUGCGUCGUCGCCCCCGCACCAACAGCAAGGCGCCCCCGCCCCGCCGCGAGAGCAUUGCGCGGCCCGUCAGCAUCCACGGCGAGAAGGGCCCCUUUGGCCACCUCGGGAAACUGCUCAAGAAGCAGCAGCAAGCACCUGGCGGCAACGAGCGCCGACCAAGCAAGCCAGCGCAGCCAGCGCGACCACGCAAACCAACCCUCGCUCCAUCAUCAUCACCAUCACCAUCGUCAUCAUCAUCAUCAACCAAGCCACCGCGCCCCGCUGCUCCCUCUGUUGCCGCCACCCACAACAGCAACGGCGGUGGCAGCAACAACAAGGUGCUUGUUGCAGAGGAGGCUGUUGAGAAGGAGGGUGAUGCUGGCAUUGCAUUACCAAAGGGCGCAAAGGUUUCGCUUCUCGAGACAUCAGACUCAGGCUGGUCGUAUGUGCAAUAUGGCCAGCAGGAAGGGUGGGCACCAACAGACAUGCUUCGGCCUGUGUCAGGGGCACCGCCACCAUCAUCAUCACCAGCACCAGCACCAGCACCAUUGUCAUCGUCAUCCAAGCCCGAUCGCCGGCCCACCGCUGCUCCAGCGCGGCCAACACGCCCCUCCAUGUCCACAGGAGUCAGCAGCAACAAUCACAGCAACAAUAACGGUGGGAGGGGCGCGACCGCUGCAUCGUCGUCGUCGCCGCUGGCGUCCAAUAACGUGUCUGACGCGAAAAAAGAGCUGGCGAGCCUGUUUGCCAAGUCUGCCACCAGCAAGCCUGCGGGCCCGCCCAAGCCCGCGCGCCCCUCGCUGGCAACACGCCCCACCGUGUCCACAGCACCAAAGCCGCGCCCAAGUGUGGCGACACGGCCAAGUGUGGCAGCACGCCCGCGAACAGGCACGAAGGCGGGACCACCACGACCAGAGAAGCCGCAGCCAUCGCCACCGUCGUCGGCAGUGGCGGCAGGGAGGGCGUACGAGGUGAUGGAGGCUUACACGGCCGACAACGAGUCAGCUGUCUCUGUCAACAAAGGGGAAGUUGUGGAGCUGUUGGAGGAAUCUGAUACGGGCUGGUGGUUUGUCAAGAAGAGCACGGGCCAGGAGGGCUGGGCGCCAUCCGACUUGCUCAAGAAAAAGUCCUCAUCCUCACUGACAUCGUCGUCUUCGUCGUCGUCAGCACAGGCGCCGCCAAAGCCCAAACCGCCGGCCGUGAAGCCAGCACGCCCUGCUCUUCCAACCAAGCCCACAAACAGGUCGUUGAAGGAGAGCGAGUUUUAUGUGAUUGAGAACCACAAGGCUGAGACGGAUGGCGAGCUUUCAGUUCAGAUUGACGAGGUUGUUGAGGUGAUUGAGAGGGCGGACGGCUGGUGGUUCUGCUCCAACGGGACGCGCGAGGGCUGGACCCCCUGUGAGUUCCUGUCCAAGACAAAGGCCAUCGCGUAA